GAAUGAAGAUCAAUUUAAAUUAUUUGUUAAGAAUAUUGAUUCUAUUGAUAAUUGUAGAACGGAUGAAUAUCAUUUCAAUAUGAAAGCUUAUUGUGUAUUCUAUUGUAAUCAAGAUGUUAGAAUCUUAAAACAAGGUCAUUCCAAAUUUAGAGAUAUGUGUUUAGAAUAUUUAAAUAUUGAUGUCGAUAAAGUAAUUUCAGCAGCUUCUUUAGCUAAUACUUACUUUAAGCAUAACGUAUAUUCAAAAAUAAAUAAUUUAAAAGAAUAUGGAGGAAAAGUUAGAGAAUUUAUUCAAGGAGCUAUUUAUGGAGGUAGAUGUAUGACUAGAGAUAAUAAAAAGUGGUAUGUAAAUGAUGAAUUAUAUGAUUAUGAUGCUUGUUCAUUAUAUCCUUCAGCUAUUAAUAGAUUAAAAUUAGCAACUGGUUCUCCAAUUGUUAUUCCUAAAAAUAUGUUAAUUAAUGAUUAUUUACUUAAUCACCUUAUGGAUGAACAACAAUUAGAACCUACUGAAAGUAAAUUUAUUUCUGCUUUUAUUGUUGAUAUUGAUAUUACUAAAGUAAAUAAGAAAUUACAUUUCCCAUUGAUUGUUAAAAAAGAUAAAACUGGUAAUCAUAAUACUAAUGAACCUUGUGUUAUGAGAGUUGAUAAUAUAUUAUUAGAAGAUCUUAUUAAAUUCCAACAGAUUGAAUAUAAAAUAAUUAGAGGUUAUUAUUGGACUGGUAAUAAGUCUGAUUUAUUAUCUAACGAGAUGUCUAAAUUGUAUAAUUUAAGAAGAGAUUUUAAGAAACAAGGUAAUCCAGUUCAAGAAGUAUUUAAAUUAAUUAUGAAUUCAUCAUAUGGUAAAACUAUUCAAAAACCAAUUAAAUCUGAUCUUGUAUAUAAACAAAUAUCUGUUAAAAAUAAGAAAGGAGAUAUUCAGUAUGAUGCUGAUAGAUAUUUAAGAAAGAAUUCAUUAUUAGUUAAAUCAUUUUAUGAUGUUGCUGAAAAUAUUAGAUGUUUUGAAUGUAAUAAAAGUUUUGAUGAUUUCUUUGUACCAAAUCUUAUUGGUGUUCAAACUCUUACUAUGUCAAAACGAAUUAUGAAUGAAGUUAUGUGUUUAGCAGAAGAUCUCAAUAUUCCAAUUUAUUAUCAAGAUACUGAUUCUAUGCAUAUUUUAAAAUCAAGAAUUAACGAAUUAGAAGAUGAAUAUUAUAAGAAAUAUAAUAGAGUACUUAGAGGUUCUGAUAUGGGUCAAUUCCAUCCAGAUUUUGAUGAAUUAUCUGGUGAUGUAACUA
Molecule: messenger RNA, 1274 nt
Organism: Entamoeba invadens IP1
Lineage: Eukaryota; Evosea; Mastigamoebida; Endamoebidae
Exons: 1
Biological process (GO): DNA replication
Molecular function (GO): nucleotide binding; DNA binding; DNA-directed DNA polymerase activity
Source: RefSeq, a predicted model, not a curated record